This is a messenger RNA of Papaver somniferum (opium poppy), 1440 nucleotides long. RefSeq names its product receptor like protein 29-like. The transcript has a single exon. The coding region runs from base 1 to 1440 and encodes 479 amino acids. Gene Ontology annotation, molecular function: protein binding. NCBI's taxonomy places the organism in Eukaryota, Viridiplantae, Streptophyta, Magnoliopsida, Ranunculales, Papaveraceae. The record is from RefSeq and is a predicted model, not a curated record.
AUGCCUCCACCACUCCCACUUACUACUAUUCAGAUCAUUCCUCUACUCAUCUUCUUAUUCUCUUUACCUUGUUUUCUGUCUAAUGGGGUUCAUUAUCCAACAAAGAAUCAGAACCCAAUCAACAAAAACAAUACCGUUGAAACAAACAUGGACCCAUUUGAACAAGAAACUCUGUUUAAAAUCAUGGAAUCCAUGUCUUCUGAUAGGAACUGGAGAGUUUCUAAUCCAUAUCCAUGCAAGCCAGGUUCUUCAUGGCCUGGCUUAGAAUGCAAAACUAACAACAGAGGAGAUACUCAUUUCCAUGUUAUUAGACUUGAUUUCGGUUCUCCACCCAAUACAACUUGCAAAAAAACAGCUACAUUUCCAGCUCAAAUCUUCAAUCUUCCUUGCCUUGAAUCAGCUUUCUUCCUUCACUGCUUCACUUUCACUAGAACAACUCUGGAAAUCAUCUCCUCUUCAUCUUCAACACUUCAACAGUUGAGUCUAAGAUCAAACCAAGCUUUAGUAGGUCCAGUUCCCCCACAAAUAUCUUCACUAAAAUCUCUUGAAAUCCUAACAUUGUCACAAAGCCAACUGAACGGAAAAAUCCCAGUGGAAAUCUUUAGUUUACAAUCUCUUAUACAUCUUGAUUUAAGCUAUAAUUCUCUGGUUGGAACUAUUCCUAACCAAAUGGGUAACCUUAAAAACCUUCUAGGACUUGAUUUGAGUUAUAAUUCACUUUCUGGUUCAAUCCCACCAACAAUCGGAAACUUGGGUCUACUUCAAAAACUCGAUUUAAGCUCGAAUGCACUCACCGGAAUCGUCCCGGAAACAAUUGAAAACCUCAAGUUGUUGGUAUUUCUGGCUCUUGGUAAUAACAGACUUAAAGGAAAAUCCUUCCCACAAGGAAUAACAAAGCUGGUUAGCUUACAGUACUUGUUAAUGGAUGGUAACUCAAUGUUCAUGUCAUCAUUACCAAAUGAGCUCGGGAAUUUAGUUAAGUUACAAGAACUUAGACUUGGUAAUUCUGGUUUCUCAGGAACGAUUCCGACGAGUAUAUCUCAUCUUAUGAAUCUGACUACAUUAUCACUUGAAAACAACAGAUUAACCGGUGAGAUUCCGGCUGGUUUGAGUAAUCUGUCACAUAUAUAUCAUUUGAAUUUGAGUAGGAAUAUGUUAAGUGGUGUUGUUCCUUUUAAUGUUGGUUUCUUGAAGAGAUUAGGAAGAAAUCUUGAUUUAAGUGGAAACCCAAAACUUUGUUUAAACGCAUCCUCUCAAAUUCUUGAUGAUAAAAAGAUUGCUAGUACUGUGAACAUUUGUGGAUCAAGUAAUGGUUAUCUUAUUCAACAACCGCCAUUCAACAAAAAAGCUGGUGCAGCAGCUUCUCCAUCACGUGGAUUCUCCAGUUUAUUUAGUUUUCUUACUCUUUUGGGCAUUUUGUCGAGCAUUUUUUUAGUUUAG